Messenger RNA from Trichoplusia ni (cabbage looper), 1373 nucleotides. RefSeq names its product vesicle transport protein USE1 (gene Use1). The transcript is spliced from 6 exons. Gene Ontology annotation, cellular component: endoplasmic reticulum; SNARE complex. Gene Ontology annotation, molecular function: SNAP receptor activity. Gene Ontology annotation, biological process: retrograde vesicle-mediated transport, Golgi to endoplasmic reticulum. Lineage: Eukaryota; Metazoa; Arthropoda; Insecta; Lepidoptera; Noctuidae. Bases 105 to 911 code for a protein of 268 amino acids. The record is from RefSeq and is a predicted model, not a curated record.
AUUGUGAUUGUCAAUAAAAAUAUUUUUCCAUAAUUUCUAUUUAGAAAUCCAAUUAAUAAUUACAUUUCGUUGCUAAAUAGCUGCAAAUUAACUUAAUCAUCAAAAUGACUGCAGAAAGGGUUAGACCGGCUAUUACAGUCCCAGAGAAAUCUAGACUUGAGAUGAAUGUUAGGCAGCUGCUGAAUAAAUGCGAGCUCAUUGCAAAACAAGAAUCUAUUGAUAAUAAUUGGAGACUCAAGAAAUAUGUCGAGUCUUUAAGUGAAAUGAUCACUGAACUAAAGACUGGUCCUGACAAGCCAUCAAAAACUGUGCUGGCUGAGUAUUCCAAGAGAGCUUCAUUCUUAAAAGGCAUUGUCCAUACAGCUUCAUUGAACAGCCCUAGUGAAAAAUUGGAAGCAGUACAGCAACUAUCACAUGGUGCGGCCACUAUGUCUGCAGAUGCAUCAGCUCAAGAGAUACAUCAGAAGACAAGGGUCAAGUAUGGAGUUGAAUUAAGGACAGAAUUGUUUGGAUUAGAAGACAGCGACGAUGCGUUACGAAAACGCAAUAUAAUUAAAGCUCCAAACUUUACAAGUAACAGUAGCAGUCAGGAGGAUAUCGACUCCCUCCUCAAAUACCAUCAGAACAUGCAGGAGAAGGUGGCAGAGAACAUGGUGAUGCUCACCAAGAGUCUGAAGGAACAGUCGCAGAUCGCCAGUACUAUCAUUAAAGGGGAUACUGAGGCUUUGAAGAAAUCAUCGGACCUCACCGACCGUAACUUGUCUUCAUUGAAAGUGGAGUCGGAUCGCUUGCAGGAGCACAGUAAAAGUGCCUGGAAGUGCUGGCUGUGGAUCAUGCUCGCUAUCGUCAUGGUCAUAUUUAUAAAUAUGGUGCUCUUUAUGAAAGUAAUGAAGAAAAGAGUUGUAACCUAAGGUAUGUAUAAUAAACUUGAUAAGGAGAUGGAGAGUCCUAAAUACUCAAUAUGUCUUCGUUUCAUUCCAGGGAUGUUAUGGAUAUGUAAAUUCGAUUUCUGAUACAGAUAUUUAUAUUUUUAUAAAUACCUAUGAAUAUCCGUUUGUUUCGGAUAUUUCGGUCAAGGAUAAUCCUGAACCGAAAUAUCCGAAAUCAAAAUCUUUUCAAGGCAUGUUAAAUGGCUUUGAGUGUGAGCCUUGAGUGUGACUAAGUUUCCAAUCCUCUCCGAAAAUAUUUGAAACUUUUAUAUCGAUUCCGGGGUUGCGGAUUGCUUUUUAUUUCGGAUAUCCGAUAGUAACAUCCCUGUUUCAUUCCUACCUAAUGUGUACAGAAUUGAAUUAUUGUUGUAUUAUAAUGUAGGUGUGUAUAUUAUCUUAUGUAAUUUAUUUAUGGAAGAAAUCAAAUAAAGAAUUCUAAAAGUG